Zychaea mexicana is the source of this 2542-nucleotide messenger RNA. Its product is annotated as MCM2/3/5 family-domain-containing protein. The coding region runs from base 75 to 2249 and encodes 724 amino acids. The transcript is spliced from 10 exons. NCBI's taxonomy places the organism in Eukaryota, Fungi, Mucoromycota, Mucoromycetes, Mucorales, Lichtheimiaceae. Gene Ontology annotation, biological process: DNA replication initiation; double-strand break repair via break-induced replication; DNA replication. Gene Ontology annotation, molecular function: single-stranded DNA binding; DNA replication origin binding; 3'-5' DNA helicase activity. Gene Ontology annotation, cellular component: MCM complex; nucleus. The record is from RefSeq and is a predicted model, not a curated record.
CUUCAAAACUUUUUCGUUUUUCCUAACGUUCUUUUUAACCUCGCAAACUACGUUAUUACAUAUACACAGCAAUCAUGGCAUCCAUCGGUUGGGAUCGCGGACAGAUUUAUUCGACUGGUGGCGUUUUACCUGGUGAAGACCGUGUCAAUUCGCAUGCUGAACUGACCUCUCAGUUCCUGCAAUUCAUCCAGAACUUUCGCAUCGACAAUGCUUUUGUUUACAGAGAUCAACUCUCGGACAAUCUUAUGUUGAAGCAACACUUUAUUGAAGUCGACAUGAGCCAUCUUAUCAGCUACAAUACCGACCUUGCCAAUCGAUUGAUUGCUGAACCCGCCGCAAUGCUUCCUUUGUUCGAGGCCGCUGUCAAGGAGUCAGCAAAACGUAUUCUUAGCCCCAACCCCACCUUGGCUGUUGAUGUGCCUGAUUGUCAAGUCAUGUUGAAAUCCGAUGCAAACGUGAUUCAAAUUCGCGAACUGAACUCUGAUUAUAUUGGCAAGUUGGUACGUAUCCCUGGUAUUGUGAUCGGUGCCUCGACAUUGAGCUCGCGUGCAACCUAUGUCAAUAUCAUGUGUCGUUCGUGUCGUCAUACCAAGAUGAUUCCUGUCAACGGUGGAUUUGGGGCAAUCACUCUUCCAAGAUCUUGUGAUAGCCAACCUUUAGACGCUGACGCUGGUAAGAACCAGUGUCCCGUGGAUCCUUUCGUUAUUGUUCACGAUAAGAGCCGGUUCGUGGACUCGCAGGUCCUCAAGUUGCAAGAAGCACCCGAUAUGGUCCCUGUAGGUGAUCUUCCUCGCCACACCAUUCUCAACGCUGACCGGUGGUUGACGAACCGUGUCGUUCCUGGUAUGCGUGUUGUUGUGAUGGGCAUCUAUUCUAUUUUCCAAAGCAAAGCCGCGAAAUCUACUGGUGCUGCAGCAGUGCGAACACCCUAUAUUCGUAUGGUGGGCAUUCAAAUGGAUCAACACAACAGCAGGGGUGGCAAGGCUAUCUUCACUGAUUCCGAAGAAGAAGAGUUCAUCCGCAUGUCGCAGCAAGACAAUUUGUACGAUAUCUUUGCCGACAGUAUCGCCCCCUCCAUUUUCGGCAACCGGGAUAUCAAGAAGGCUAUUACCUGUUUGCUCAUGGGUGGUUCCAAAAAGAUCUUGCCAGAUCAGAUGAGACUCAGAGGUGAUAUUAGCGUCUUGUUGCUGGGUGAUCCCGGUACUGCCAAGUCCCAGUUGCUCAAGUUUGUCGAAAAGGUAGCACCUAUUGCAGUUUACACCUCCGGUAAAGGCAGUAGUGCUGCUGGUUUGACAGCCUCAGUCAUUCGUGAUCCUAGCUCGCGUGAUUUCUAUUUGGAAGGUGGUGCCAUGGUGCUUGCAGACGGUGGUGUGGUGUGUAUCGAUGAGUUUGACAAGAUGCGUGACGAAGAUCGUGUUGCUAUCCAUGAAGCCAUGGAACAACAGACAAUCUCAAUUGCCAAGGCUGGUAUUACAACGAUAUUGAACUCUCGAACUUCGGUUUUGGCAGCUGCCAAUCCAGUAUUUGGUCGUUACGAUGACAUGAAGAGUCCAGGAGAGAAUAUCGACUUCCAAACAACUAUCUUGUCCAGAUUCGAUAUGAUUUUUAUUGUCAAGGAUGAGCACAACGAAGCACGAGAUAUGUCUAUAGCACGACACGUUCUAAAUGUACACAUGAACCAGCAAGGCAUGGAGGUAUCCAUGGGUGAAAUCAGUCUGGAGAAAAUGAAGGCAUACAUCAACUACUGCAAAGCAAAAUGCGCACCUCGCUUAACAGCCGAAGCAGCCGAAAAGCUCAGUAGCCACUUUGUAUCAAUUCGUAAGGAAGUCAAAGAGUCUGAGCGAGACACAAAUGUUCGUUCAUCGAUCCCUAUCACUAUCAGACAACUUGAGGCCAUUAUCCGUAUCUCCGAAUCAUUGGCCAAGUUAAGACUCUCACCUAUCGCAACCGAAGAACACGUUGAAGAAGCUAUCCGCUUGUUCAAAUACUCUACCAUGGAUGCUGUGCAAAGUGGUGGCGCCGACGGUAUGUCGCGCGGUGAAGUCAUGCAAGAAGUCAGACGUAUUGAAGAAGAAAUUGGCCGUCGUUUACCCAUUGGUUCGCAAGUGUCCGUGGCCAAGGUCAAGAAUGACUUUUUGAUGCAAGGUUAUUCGGAAGCAGCUAUUGUCAGAGCAUUGGCUAUUCUUGGCCGUAGAGAAAUCUUACAGUUCCGAAGCCAAGGCAAGGUGGUGUUCAGACAAGCUGUCUAAAAGAAUAGUGACCGGAUGAACUUUGUGGAUCACUUUCGCUCCCGUCUACUCUGAAUCUUUUUUUUCUCUUUCUUCUCAGUAUCUCUAUAUUUCUUCUCUAGCUCUCUCUAUCUUCCUUUUCCCCCUCGUUAAAUGUACAUAUCUCACAUACACUCAACCACAUUCAUUCGCACAUCUUAAUUUUAUAAAAUACUUUUUCUCAGAUAUUAUAUGCGGUGUUAUUAAAUUACAUUCUCUGUACUGUGCGGUAAGAUUGUGAAGCAGGAAAUAAAUUAUGGACCACAACCUCCAAG